CUCAGACUCAUAAGUGAAGUUCGUUCUCUGCGGCAGCUGUGGGGGGCUGAGCGUCGCACCCCGGCUUCUGCCGGCCAGCGUCUGGGGAGUCCCCCGAAGGAGCUGCAACAGGGAAGUGCCCCCCCUGGAUGCUGCUCUGAGCAGCCUGUCCCAGGCUGUGCUGCAGGAGGGCCACCGCCUGAAGGCCUGGGGAGUCCUAGGUUCCGGCACCGGGGCGGAACUGCUGCGGCCAGCAGCCUCAGCAGACCCUCAUGGGGGCAUCCCGGACAUCAGCGUGAAUCCCGUUACCAAGCUGAUGGUCCCUGGCCCCAACUGUGCAAUGCUUCCAGCCAGUGGCCAUGCAGGAUCCGUACCCCCUGGCUACUUCAUCCACCCCAACACUGGGAAGGUGCUGCCUGAAGCUGGAAAUCUGGGGUACGAUCUGCAGGGAGCUACCCUGGUGCCCACCACUGACUUCAGUUCCGGUGGCAUCCGAACGUCAGAAGCCGCCAUCCUCCCCUAUGUGCCCUACCCAACCUGCCUGGCCACAGGCUCCCCUCCCGCCACCCACCUGCCCAUCCUGCAGCCCAGACGGACGUCACAGCUGGGGGCGCUCAUGACCGACCCCACAACCGGCAUCGAGGUGCCUGUGCUGGCUGUGACUCUUCAUCCUCAAACCAGGCAGUGGCUCACUCUUGGGGGCACAUACUGCAAUCCUCUCACCAAGACCUUGGCCCCCCUCGAGUUGGGGGGCCCCAUGGAGGACCCAGUCACGGGAAGCAUCUCGCCAAUCCUGGGAGUCGGGUUGGAUGAAAACACAGGUCAGGUGUUUGCCCUGGGGGGGCUGCGAGACGCCUCGGGGAGCCUUAUGCUGCCUGGUGACUGCUUUGAGGAGCCUCUGAGCGGGAAGACGGUCCGGCUGCAGGGAGCUUCUCGGCGGGAGGGCCAGACAGUGCCCCACAUGGGAGGAUCACAGGCCCUGCUGGACGCCAAUGUGUUGAUGGCCCAGAGACGAGUGGUUGCCAUGCUCCAGAGCUACCGGGAGAGGCCGGGGUCGAGGACACAGAGGCUUCUGGAGACUACCAUCAAGGACACGAGACAGGCACUGGGCUUGAGUCUGCACCAUGCCCUGCAGCAGGCUCGGAGACUGGAGCGGCAGCUGGGGACAGCAGAGGCCAUCAUGGCCAGUGGUGGGAGGAUAGGGAUGAUGUGCUAUCCUGGGACAGAGCUGUGGGUCCCGGUCCUAUACGGGAUGGAGAUCCCAGACCCUGAGGGCUCAGGGCUCAUGGUGCCCAUCCUGGGCAUGGAGACUGAUGGGAAUUCAGGUGAUGCCACACCCCUGGCAGGUUCAAUGGAAGAUGCUGAUGGCAAAGGUCUUAUCCCAAUCUCGAUUGGGGCUCAGGCCAUAGACCCCUUCACCGGGGAACCUGGUCCUGUCAUUGGUGCUCAGACAGACCCCUCUACCGGACUGGUGGUGCCCAUCGUCCAAGGGCUGGAGGCCCUGCCUCGGGGAGUGAGAGACCCUGGUCUGGUUCGUAGAAGCCAUUCAUACUGUUCCUUUUCCCAAUUCAUCCAGCAGCUGCACACUGAGUACCCUCUAGGUUCCAGGCACUGUGUUAGGUGUUGAGAUGCAGAAGAACUAGACGGGGCUCCUGUCGGCCAAGGAUUCCAAUCAGGAUCAUGGUUUAUAAGGGCGUUAAGGGAGCACAGGGGAGGGACGUCCAAAUCACAUGCAGGAAAGCUCAAGGAAGGCUUCCCUAAAGAGGUAACACCUGGGCUGAGUCCAGAAGAUGCCUCGAGGGGUCAACAAGGCCAAAGGUGGGGAGCGUGAGACCACGGCUGUCCCGGGAGGGUGAAGGGUGGCCAGCAAGGAAGGCAGGAAACCAAUCACCAACAGCUUCGGGUGCCUGGCUGAGGCCUGGAAAUGUGGCUUACCGUGAAAGCCAUGGGGAGCCACUGAAGGAUUCUAAGUAGACAUGUGAUGUGAUCAGAUACGAAUAUUUUUAAGACUCUUAAAUUUGGAAAACUUGGCACAAUACAAAAAGAAAAUAAAUUACUUAUAAUCCUACAUGUCUUAACGUAUGUAAAUGAAGAAGCACAAGGUCCCUCCUCCCCAUCGCUCUCCCCCAUCUGCCGUCAGCAGCUCCCCCAUGCAGACACCACUCACCUCGCCCCCAGUCUCCCACCAGUGCAGCCACUAUUAACAGGUUGGCACAUCUCCUUCCAGACAUUUUUGUGUGUGCGCAUGUGGAUAUAUCAUCAGCAUUCUAGAAAGUUCUCUCUGGCAGCCUUGCAGAGGAUGGAUGGGAGCAGGGCCAGCCUGGAGAAGGAAGGCCUGUCAGGAGGUUAUUGCAAUAAUUCAGCCCUUGGCAGGUCUCCAUGGAAAUGGAAAUGACUUCGGGUCCUCCCAUACAUUCUCAGCCUGGUUCAUUUCAGGAACAAAGAUGGAUGUGUUGUAAGAGAUUCUCGUUAGCAGCCAAGACACUUUCAUUCUUGCCCUGACUCACAGUUUCACAGAGGCGUCUGAAGGGGUGAGAUGAGGGGACGAGAACAGCUUCCCGCUGCCGCACACCCCCCUGCCCCGACCUCCCAAGAGGAAGGUGGGGGCAGGGGGCCAGGUGGCUCCACAGAGGCCGGGCUUUAGAGGGAGGGAGAAGGGGGCUGCGGUCUGGAGGCGAGGGCACAGUUAUUACGAUCAAGCCAACAGCCUCACCAGCAUAGUCCUGGACGCCGGAGAGUGAGGGAGGCCCCUGUCUAGAGGAGAGGCCCUGGGGACCUUUGAUGAGUCCCCAGGUUGUGAGGAGAAGCGUAGGAGCCGCAAACCGGUCGGACGUUGCAGCUGGACACCUUGGAGAAGGAGCUGAUAGCCCGGGAGCAGUACUGGCGGUGCCAGGAGCAGGAAGAGCUGCAUCUAGCCGAACGCCUGGGGCAGCUGAGUGUCGAGC
Mustela lutreola (European mink) is the source of this 2924-nucleotide messenger RNA. RefSeq lists its product as uncharacterized. The transcript has 7 exons. Bases 296 to 1606 code for a protein of 436 amino acids. The record is from RefSeq and is a predicted model, not a curated record. NCBI's taxonomy places the organism in Eukaryota, Metazoa, Chordata, Mammalia, Carnivora, Mustelidae.